AAUUUUGCUCAACCCGAGCACAAGUUUGAUCAUUUUUGGGCUUUUUUUCUUUAAAAAUUGCCCAAUUCCCGUCAUUCGAGCGUCAAGACUCUCCCAAAACGAGUCAUUAGCAGCUUUAUUGCGCCUGAAUUCCGUACAAGAACUCGAUUACCUCAUAUUUUACAACACAAAAAGCAUAUUUUUGUACACGAGCCGUACUAACUCUAUAGAUUUAAAGUGCAAUAAUUUAUUCUAAACUAAGACACAACAAAAUGACGUCUCCCUGGAAGAUAAUUGAACCCGCAGAGGCGGAUGUUAGUUCCAAUUUGAGCGAAAUCAUGAACGAAGAGUACGCGAAACGCUUACAAGAGGAAGAAUUCAAGAAAGUAAAAGGCCCAAAAGUUCCAAUCCCGUCAAUUGACGUUGUUGAUGCUGUUCCGCAUGACGUUGAACCGCCUUCGAAACCCUCGGGAUUGCCGCCAGAAGUGUUGGAAGCACUAAAAGACGAACCGGAUUUCCAAAAAAUUGUCGAAAUGGACAGCGACUGGCAAAUUGCUCAAACGCUGCAGGAGAUGUACAUCAAAGAACACGACAAUUACUUGAAAAAAGUCGAAAAAGCAAACAAUAAAAACUCAAAAGUGCAGAUCAGUUACAGCAAAUAUCGCAUUGCGCCCGAAGAAUUGCAGGGAGAAGACUCGGAUGCGGAAGACAAUCAACCGAUACCGUACGAGGAACGCAAGGAUUGGGAUCGUUUCGAGACAAACGAGAAGGAAUUCUCGAAAAUUAGCAAGAAAAAGAACACAACGACGAAUGUCGAUGGCGAAAUCAAGACAAAACACGAUGCGGAGAUCGCGGGACGUCGAAAUGCGUGCAAAGUAAUGUCUUUUCCGCCGGAAUUCGAAACUGGCGAUGCCGGAUCGUUCGAUAUGAAGUUAAAUAACACAGUUUUCAAUCAACUGAAGCAAAGUGUGAAGCAAACGAAGAAGGUAAAUCGGGCUUUUGAUCGAAAAGAAGCCGUUGAAACUGCAGUUAUGGGUCUUGAUGAAGCCACGCGCUUGAUUUUGUACAAAAUGAUCAAUAACCAACUGUUGGAAAGUGUCGACGGAGUAAUUUCCACGGGGAAAGAAGCAGUUAUUUUGCAUGCGGAAACCGAUCCAAACGGCGAAUCAAAUGCUCUUGUGCCAAAAGAGGUUGCCAUCAAGAUUUUCUCGACGACGCUGAACGAAUUUAAGCAACGCGAUCGUUACAUCAAAGACGAUUAUCGCUUCAAAGGACGUUUUAGCAAACAAAACUCGCAUACGAUCAUCAAUAUGUGGGCCGAGAAGGAAAUGCACAACUUGCAACGUCUCAAAAAGGCGGGAAUUUUAUGUCCCGACGUCAUUGUCUUGAAAAAACAUAUUCUCGUGAUGUCCUUUAUCGGUAGAAAUACUGUUCCCGCGUUGAAAAUCAAAGAAGCACGCUUGUCGGAUGCCGAAUGGUCUGUCGCCUACGAAGAAACGCUCCAAAUUAUGCACAAAAUGUACAAUGACGCGCGUUUAGUGCAUGCUGACUUCUCCGAAUACAACAUUUUGUGGUAUAACGAUCAAAUUUGGGUCAUUGACGUUGCCCAAUCCGUUGAGCCGCAGCAUCCGGGCGCCUUGGAAUUUCUCAUGCGGGAUUGUGAUAACGUUGUGACGUUCUUCAGUAAAAAGGGAGUUCCUAAUGUCCUGACGAGAGAAGAGCUCUUUUUUAAUAUCACGGGACUUGAUCCGUUGACUCAUAAUGCGAAUCAAUUGGAGAGGAUUCAUAUGAAGGGACCUGCAGCUCCUCAUAUCGCCAAUAACAUGAUGCAAAAUGACGACGAAAUUCCCGAUAGAUUUAAGCCUUUGGUUUAUCCGUUCGAACUUGCAUGGGAAAAAGUUGAAGAAAUGAAGAAAAAUUCCACGCCAGAUAAUUUUGAUGCACUUCAGCAGUUGAGAUAUCAAGAAAUAUAAAAAAAAAGAAAAUUAAUAAAUUUGAAGGAAAAAUGUUUGAAAAAUUUUAAAAGUCAAAUUAAAAAAAAAAUAAGUCAAAAUUUUUUUUACUGCUCAUUUUCGAGUUAUUUGA
Messenger RNA from Culicoides brevitarsis, 2064 nucleotides. Its product is annotated as serine/threonine-protein kinase RIO3. The record is from RefSeq and is a predicted model, not a curated record. The transcript has 2 exons. Gene Ontology annotation, biological process: protein phosphorylation. Gene Ontology annotation, molecular function: ATP binding; protein serine/threonine kinase activity. NCBI's taxonomy places the organism in Eukaryota, Metazoa, Arthropoda, Insecta, Diptera, Ceratopogonidae. Bases 252 to 1952 code for a protein of 566 amino acids.